Molecule: messenger RNA, 2184 nt
Organism: Pipistrellus nathusii (Nathusius's pipistrelle)
Lineage: Eukaryota; Metazoa; Chordata; Mammalia; Chiroptera; Vespertilionidae
Source: the annotation of a GenBank genome assembly
AUGAGCUGCCGGAAGCGCAGCUUCACCUUCGGGGCGUACGGCGGGGUGGACAAGUCCUUCACCCCUCGCCGGAGUGUGUGGAGGAGUGAUGGGCAGAACCAGCGCUUCCCUCAGGCACUAGACCUGCCGAGAGUGGACUCAGUCUCCUCACCCGCUGCUUCGCUCUACCCAAAGAACACAGAUCUGUUUGAGAUGAUUGAGAAGAUGCAGGGAAGCAGGAUGGAUGAACAGCGAUGCUCCUUCCCACCACCCCUCAAAACGGAGGAGGACUACAUUCCCUACCCAAGUGUCCAUGAGGUCCUGGGGCGAGAGGGGCCUUUCCCCCUCAUCCUGCUGCCCCAGUUUGGGGGCUACUGGAUUGAAGGCACCAACCACGACAUCACCAGCAUCCCCGAGACAGAGCCUCAGCAGUCCCCCACGGCCAAGGUGAAGCUGGAGUGCAACCCCACCGCCCGCAUCUACCGGAAGCACUUUCUCGGCAAGGAGCAUUUCAAUUACUACUCCCUGGACGCUGCCCUGGGCCACCUGGUCUUCUCACUCAAAUACGACGUCAUCGGGGACCAGGAGCACCUGCGGCUGCUGCUCAGGACCAAGUGCCGGACAUACCACGAUGUCAUCCCCAUCUCCUGCCUCACCGAGUUCCCCAACGUGGUCCAGAUGGCAAAGCUGGUGUGCGAAGAUGUGAAUGUGGAUCGAUUCUAUCCUGUGCUGUACCCCAAGGCUUCCCGGCUCAUCGUCACCUUUGACGAACACGUGAUCAGCAACAACUUCAAGUUUGGAGUCAUUUAUCAGAAGCUUGGGCAGACCUCCGAGGAGGAACUCUUCAGUACCAAUGAGGAAAGCCCUGCCUUCGUGGAGUUCCUCGAGUUUCUUGGCCAGAAGGUCAAGCUGCAGGACUUUAAGGGGUUCCGCGGAGGCCUGGACGUGACCCACGGACAGACGGGGACCGAGUCUGUGUACUGCAACUUCCGCAACAAGGAGAUCAUGUUCCACGUGUCCACCAAGCUGCCCUACACCGAAGGGGACGCCCAGCAGUUGCAGCGAAAGCGGCACAUCGGGAAUGACAUCGUCGCCGUGGUCUUCCAGGACGAGAACACGCCCUUCGUGCCGGACAUGAUCGCGUCCAACUUCCUGCACGCCUACGUGGUGGUGCAGGCCGAGGGCGGGGGCCCCGACGGCCCCCUCUAUAAGGUCUCCGUCACGGCCAGAGAUGACGUGCCCUUCUUUGGGCCCCCGCUGCCGGACCCUGCCGUGUUCCGGAAGGGGCCCGAGUUCCAGGAAUUUCUGCUGACAAAACUGAUCAAUGCGGAAUAUGCCUGCUACAAGGCAGAGAAGUUUGCCAAGCUGGAGGAGCGGACGCGCGCCGCCCUCCUGGAGACGCUGCACGAGGAGCUGCACGUGCACAGCCAGUCCAUGCUGGGCCUGGGCGGCGACGACGACAAGCUGGAGAACGGCGGCGGCGGCGGAGGCUUCUUCGAGUCUUUCAAGCGGGUCAUCCGGAGCCGCAGCCAGUCCAUGGACGCCAUGGGACUCAGCAACAAGAAACCCAACACCGUGUCCACCAGCCACAGCGGGAGCUUCACCCCCAACAACCCGGACCUGGCCAAGGCCGCGGGAAUAUCACUGAUCGUCCCCGGGAAGAGCCCCACGAGGAAGAAGUCAGGCCCGUUCGGCUCUCGCCGCAGCAGCGCCAUCGGCAUCGAGAACAUCCAGGAGGUGCAGGAGAAGAGGGAGAGCCCCCCGGCUGGCCAGAAGACCCCAGACAGCGGGCAUGUCUCCCAGGAGCCGAAGUCAGAGAACUCCUCCACUCAGAGCUCCCCCGAGAUGCCAACCACCAAGAACAGAGCGGAGACAGCAGCCCAGAGAGCCGAGGUGCUGAAGGACUUCUCCCGCUCCUCGUCCAGCGCCAGCAGCUUCGCCAGCGUGGUGGAGGAGACGGAGGGUGUGGACGGGGACGACACCGGCCUGGAGAGCAUCUCGUCCUCGGGGACUCCGCACAAGCGGGACUCCUUCAUCUACAGCACGUGGCUGGAGGACAGUGUCAGCACCACGAGUGGGGGCAGCUCCCCAGGCCCCUCGCGGUCGCCCCACCCAGAUGCCGGCAAGUCGGGGGACCCUGCGUGUCCGGAGAUCAAGAUCCAGCUGGAAGCGGCUGAGCAGCACACGUCCCAGCUGGGCUGUUAG